Molecule: messenger RNA, 1758 nt
Organism: Alosa sapidissima (American shad)
Lineage: Eukaryota; Metazoa; Chordata; Actinopteri; Clupeiformes; Clupeidae
Product: glial fibrillary acidic protein-like
Exons: 11
Coding region: 99-1715 (538 amino acids)
Biological process (GO): skeletal muscle organ development
Cellular component (GO): Z disc; sarcolemma; cell-cell junction
Source: RefSeq, a predicted model, not a curated record
ACUCAGCAGCCCAGAUCUCCUCAUCCAAAGCAGCCACCUCCAGGAGGGAGACACACCGAGAGAGAAAGCUCCAGAGCUCCGGACACACAGCAGCCAAGAUGAGCCGCAGCCCAGAAAGGAUCUCGUCGUAUCGGAGACAUUUCGAGGAAUGCACCACCUCCUCGUCCUCCACCGCGCUCCAGGUGAGGGUGUCCAGCCCCUCGCCCUCCCGCCGGGAUGCCCGCCAGCAGCGCGCCGCUAGCUACUCCCGCUCGGCCGCGGCCUCAGCUGCCAACGGCAUGGCGAUGGGACGCAGGGCCGUCUCCUCCUCCCGCAGGCCCCUGAUGGCGAGCAGCGCAAGCAUGGGCACCGCUUGUGUUGGCGCCAGCGGAGAAGCGAUAGAUCUGGACGCAGCUGCCGCCGAGAAUCAGGAAUUCCUCAGCACUCGCACCGGCCAGCGCAAGGAGAUGGUCGGGCUGAACGACAGGCUGGCUGCAUACAUCGAGAAGGUUCGGUCACUGGAGCAGCAGAAUAAGCUGCUGGAGACAGAAAUCGAGGCCCUCCAGAGCCGAUUCCUGAAACCCACGGGCCUGCGCAUGCUGUAUGAAGAGCAGCUGAAAGAGCUGAGGAAACUUGCAGAUCAAAUGAGAAUGCAGCGGGACCUGGCUGUUGCUGCCAAAGAUGCCAUGGCUGGACAGCUGGAGAUGAUGAAGGCCAGAUAUGAGGAGGCUGUGGAGCUGAGGAAGAAGGUCGAGAUGGACAUCGAGGACUUCCGCCCUGAUGUUGACGCAGCCACCUCCGCGCGCAUUGCUUUGGAGAAACAACUUGACAACCUGGAGGUCGAGAUUGAGUUCCUGAAGAGAGUUCAAAAAGAGGAAAUCGAGGACCUCAUGAAACAGAUCUACGCUGCCCAUGCCACCGCCCAAGGCGCCUUCGCCCUCCCCGACCUCUCGGCUGCUCUGAAGCAGAUUCAGAACGAGUAUGACACCAUCGCGGCAAAUAAUCUACAGAAAAUGGACUCAUGGUACAAUUCAAAAUUCGACGAUUUAAACAACAAAUCCACCAAGCAUGUGGACAGGAUUCGGGGUGCCAGAGAAGAGAUAUCAACGGCCAAAAAAGAUAUUCAAGACAGGGAGCGAGACCUGGAUGGUCUGAAGACUAAAAACGAUGCUCUUGAAGCACAAAUUCUUGAAGCUCAAGAGAGACACAAGAAAGAGCUGGAGGCCCUCCAGGCCAGGAUCGAGGCUCUUCAGUUGGAGCUGAAAUCCACAAAGGGGAAAAUCGCUCAGCUGCUGAUGGAGUACCAGGACUUGCUCAAUGUGAAGAUGAGCCUGGAGAUUGAGAUCACAACAUACAGGAAACUUAUUGAAGGUGAGGACAUGCGUAUCACCAGCAUAGUGCAGGGAAUGAUGGGCAUGAGUGCCAUCAGUGCUGGGAUGAGCGGAGCCGGAGCCAUGGGAGCUGGAAUUGGGGCCGGAAUGGGGGCUGGAGCAGGUGCCAGAAUGGGAGCAGGGUCAGAGAUGGAGGCUGAAGCUGCAGUCAAAGUAGUAGCUGGAAUGCCUGCCCAGUUGGGAAUGGCAGCCAGUGGUCUCGCUGACGGAAGUAGUGAAGCGGGCAAUGGAAAUGGAAGUCUUGGAGCCGGCCUGGGAAAUGGCAUCCACGGCAAGACCAUCACCACCUACUCUGAGGAGCAGGCAGUGGAGGUGACCGAGAGGAAGACCGUCCUCAUCAGUUAAAACCAAGGAUGACACACUGGAGAGUGCAGCUACAUCAUUGAGG